UGUAUACUCCUCAUAGAUAGUGACCAUACUAGUGACAAACGAACGCCAUUUUCGAUCCACGAUGUCCAUACUCUUACUUGAGGUUCUCUAGCCAGAAGUGGCCAGAGGUGACAAGAUGGCACGUCAGCAGCAGGACGUCGACGAGCUUUUCGACGUGAGAAAUCAUUUUUACAUCGGUAAUUAUCAGCAAUGCAUCAACGAGGCGCAAAAGAUCAAGCCGUCCUCUCCAGAAGUGGCUAUGGAACGAGAUGUACUCCUCUAUCGUGCAUACAUAGCACAGAGGAAGUUCCGUGUGGUGUUAGACGAAAUCAACAAUUCGUCGCCCCUCGAGCUGCAGCCAUUGAAGAUCCUGGCGGAUUACUUCGCCAAUCCGCAUCACCGGGAUGCCAUAGUGACCGAGCUGGACAAAGAGGCGAGUCACCCGAAUUUCGAUAAUCACAAUUUCCUGAUUGUGGCCGCGACCAUUUACUAUCACGAGAAGAAUCUGGAGGCCGCUCUCCGAAUACUGCACGACGUGGAUCAUCUGGAGUGCAUGGCGCUGACGCUGCAAAUUUACCUGAAGAUGGACCGCCUGGACCUGGCACGCAAGGAGCUCAAGGCGAUGCAGGAGAAGGAUGACGACGCUACCUUGACCCAGCUCGCGCAAGCGUGGGUGAACAUCACCAGCGGUGGUGACAAACUGCAGGAUGCUUAUUACAUCUUCCAAGAAAUGAUAGACAAGCACUCCAGCACGAGCAUGUUACUGAAUGGCCAGGCCACCUGUUUCAUCGGACAAGCAAAGUACGAAGAGGCGGAGACGGCCCUGCAAGAGGCGCUCGAUAAAGAUAGCAAUAAUCCGGACACGUUGAUCAAUAUGAUCGUUCUCUCGCAGCACAUGGGCAAACCGCCGGAAGUGGCGAAUCGUUAUCUGAGCCAACUGAAAGACUCGCACUUGGAACAUCCCUUCGUCAAGGAGUACUUGCAGAAGGAGAUCGAAUUCCAUAGGCUUAGGGAACAAUAUUCAUCUUCCGCCUGAGUGCCUCUCGGCAGAUUGUGGCAUUCCAUGGAAUAGGAUUGAUUGAGCAUAGGUCACGAGCGGAUCUAAGCGUGGACUAAGCAAGCUCGAUUCUGAUGAAAGCCUCGAGAGAGAGUUAAAUUCGUCCCGUGACAGUUUAAAAGAUACCUUCCUCUAAAGUUAAAAUAUUUAAAUAGAUAUCCGGUGUAUCUGUGCAUUAUAUUUUCGAAUUAACGCAUUUUAAUUCUAAUCAAAAUGUUUUUAUUAUUUCUCAUUUACUAAAAGUUGUGAGACUCGUUAAUAAUAUUAGCUCGCAAGCCUAUGAUUCAGCUUUCACGACACACAUACACUGGAUUCCAAUAUUGUAACAAUUUCUCGCAGUGCGUGAAUUUAUUAUCUGCAAAUGAAAAUAUCUCUCGUAGACAUACAUCCAAUUAAGAUAUUGUUUUUUUUAUAUAUUGAUAGGUAGGUAGGCUGACGGAAAAUAGAUAGAAGUACAGAGAGAUUGUAUGGACAACACCAACGUUCGCGGAAUUGUGAAUGAAGAACGAUGUGCAAACUGUGACUGAAGAAAAAUCAUGAUCUUCUGUCCAUCUUAUCCUCUCGUAUAUACUUUCAUCGUAAUCACAAAAAAUAUGGCUGCCAUUUUGUAAAACUACAUUAUUAGACUAAAUUAUUAUCAAAACUAAAACGUUAGUCUUACGUGCAAUCGUCUCUUCGUAUAACAAUCGUAUUACCGAUUUAGAUGUACAAAUAAAAGAAAAAUAUUAAAAUAAAAUAUUUCAUAUGUUAUGAACGCA
Molecule: messenger RNA, 1794 nt
Organism: Ooceraea biroi (clonal raider ant)
Lineage: Eukaryota; Metazoa; Arthropoda; Insecta; Hymenoptera; Formicidae
Gene: epsilonCOP
Product: coatomer subunit epsilon
Biological process (GO): intra-Golgi vesicle-mediated transport; endoplasmic reticulum to Golgi vesicle-mediated transport; retrograde vesicle-mediated transport, Golgi to endoplasmic reticulum
Cellular component (GO): COPI vesicle coat
Molecular function (GO): structural molecule activity; protein binding
Source: RefSeq, a predicted model, not a curated record